UUCUCAGUACAAAGCAAAAAGAGAAGCGUCAAUGCUCGAGACCAUCAAAACUCGUCACGCGUAGAUGAAACAACCUCUGGACCAUGACCAUGAACAUGCCUUUACUAAUGAUGAUUGCCCUAAUUACCUCAAUGUCGUUGUUACUUGCCUCCGGCGAACCGAUCGCAACAACUUUAGACGGCCCGUUCAAGCCAUUGACCCGCCGGUUCGACCCGUCUCUACGGCGAGGCAGUGACGACUUGCCUAUGGACCAUCCGAGGCUGAGGAAGAGAAACGUCAGCUCCGAUUUCCCAGAACAGAUUGCUUUAGCUCUCUCUACUCCAACCUCCAUGUGGGUCUCUUGGGUCACUGGUGAUGCUGUAGUUGGAAAAGAUGUGAAACCGCUUGAUCCUAGCUCAGUUGCUAGUGAGGUUUGGUAUGGGAAGGAGAAAGGGAAAUAUUUGCUGAAAAAGAAAGGGAAUGCAACAGUAUACAGUCAGUUGUAUCCCUUUGAUGGUCUCCUCAAUUACACAUCAGGCAUCAUACACCAUGUUCUCAUUGAUGGUCUUGAACCAGAAACCAAGUACUAUUACAAGUGCGGCGACAGCUCUGUUCCUGCAAUGAGCCAGGAGCUCUCUUUUAAGACUUUGCCACUGCCAAGCAAAGAAGCAUAUCCGCAUCGAAUAGCCUUUGUUGGAGAUUUGGGUCUUACCAGUAACACAACCACCACCAUUGACCAUUUGAUGGAAAACGACCCUUCGAUGGUUAUAAUUGUUGGGGACUUAACGUAUGCAGACCAGUACCGUACAAUUGGUGGCAAAGGAGUUUCAUGCUUCUCAUGUUCAUUUCCCGAUGCACCUAUUAGGGAGACGUAUCAACCUCGCUGGGAUGCCAGGGGAAGGUAAACCUUACUAUC
Molecule: messenger RNA, 895 nt
Organism: Camelina sativa (false flax)
Lineage: Eukaryota; Viridiplantae; Streptophyta; Magnoliopsida; Brassicales; Brassicaceae
Source: RefSeq, a predicted model, not a curated record